Molecule: messenger RNA, 903 nt
Organism: Arachis duranensis
Lineage: Eukaryota; Viridiplantae; Streptophyta; Magnoliopsida; Fabales; Fabaceae
Exons: 2
Coding region: 1-903 (300 amino acids)
Source: RefSeq, a predicted model, not a curated record
AUGGCUACUGAGGAGAGUUUCGUAGUGUUGGUUCACCACAGAGGAUCCAUUAAGAAAAAAACUCGUUCCGGUGUGAAGUUCACUGAUAAGGAUCCUCUGCGUAUGAUCAUCAGGCCUACGAUGAGGUAUGAGGACCUUAUUAGCUCUGUACUGCUGAAACUUGGUCUAGAAGGUGUGAAAUGGGUUAAGAAGUUUUUCUAUCGCAUUCCAAUCACGGUGCUCCAGGAAAUUGUUAAGUAUGAUUGUUUUACGAUCGGGAGUGAUGAGGACUUGCAGGUCAUGUUUCAUUGUCGCCGGCAGUUUCCAGAGGUGAGGACACCAGAACUGUUGGCAAAGUUGGUUGACGUGCCGGUUCUAGCUCCAGACCUAGCUGUUGCUUCUUCCUCCGUCCCUGCGUACGAGCCACCCGUCCAACCUGUUGCCUCCCCUUCGUUCGCUGUUGAUCUCAACGGCAGUGUAGGCGACGAGGUCGGAACAGGGGAAUUUCCGCGAACCUCUUUACAGUGUGCUGCACCGGCUAGGGUUGGAGAUGGAUUUUUGGAUGAUCUAGAUGACGAUGAUGUCGAGCCGGAUAUGAUUGCUGAUGACAGUGGCGAUGAUGUCGGAGCAAGUGAGCCUGCUGGGGCGGGCGGUAAUUCUAGCUCUAGCACACAGCAGUACCCUCCAUAUUUUUCCUCUUUGGACUUGGAUGCCAUGAGGCAGGAGGGGGUUCCUGGGCAACUGGCUGGAUUUGGCGCUAGAGAUGGCAAAGGGUCUGCAGGUCUGACAGAAUUUCAGGUUGGUCAGCAAUUUCAGGAUAAAGAUGAGGCCUUGUUAAGUGUGAAGACAUAUAGCAUCCGUCGAGGGGUACAGUACAAGGUCAUGGAGUUUGAACUAUCGCCGGUUUGUGGGCAAGUGUUCUGA